UAUAUUAUGUCACUACAUCAAUGAUCCUUGUGUGGAUACUACCGUUGAAGGAGAUAAACAUUACGAGCAUUUCGGUUUAUUUUAUUCGUUUAUCUUACAUUGCUGACACCGCCGUAGUAAUUUCCACUUAUUUUUACCUACGAAACUUGGAGUGUAGAUUUCAAGCGUUGAACGAUUUUUGGACACAACUUCCGGAUGGAUUGACGACGAUUCCCGCCAUUGCUGGAGGAUGGUCGAACGCCGAAAUUGUUACGAUGGUGGAUAACAUUCGACGGUUACACGCUGAACUGUCCGACCUGUUGAGGAUAUUCAGUAUGGGUUUCGGACUAAUGCUCUUCGGAUUCUUCGUAUUCAAUUACAUCAAUGUAAUUUUCAUAUUUUUCAAUUGGAUUCAUAUCGAUGAAUAUGAAACUACUUUUGAAUUAUUAACAUACUUGGUAUAUUUACAAAAUGCAAUUUUUGUUAUGACUGUUAUCAUCGCAGCCUCCCGUGUGAACGAUACGAAAAGGAAGAUGAUAUCAUAUUUACGACUGAUUAAGAUUUCGAUUUUACCCGUAGACGUAAAACUCCAAGUGAAAUUUUUUAUGAGCCAACUAUCAAUUUUUGAAGUGGAUAAAAUAACGGCUUUUGGAAUUUUCAACAUAAAUUUGAAUUUGGUUAUGUCAAUUAUAAUUCUUCUUAUAACUGGACUUACAACAUUGCUCCAGAUGAAAAAUCAACCAUUCAUGUUACAUUUUUGGAACGAUACACUACAAUUUUAUGCUAGUUUUACUAAAGAGUCUCAAAAUACAACUAGUUUGUCUUAAUAAAUUAAAAUCUAGUACCUACCUAUUUACU
Myzus persicae (green peach aphid) is the source of this 837-nucleotide messenger RNA. RefSeq lists its product as uncharacterized. Bases 21 to 806 code for a protein of 261 amino acids. The record is from RefSeq and is a predicted model, not a curated record. The transcript is spliced from 4 exons. Gene Ontology annotation, cellular component: membrane. Gene Ontology annotation, biological process: sensory perception of taste. Lineage: Eukaryota; Metazoa; Arthropoda; Insecta; Hemiptera; Aphididae.